CAUCAGAAACUGGUCUUCUCACCACCCAUAAAAAGAAAAAACACAAUUAUAUUCUCUAUGGCCUGACGUCUGUGUGCUAAGGAAAGGUCAAGGAAGAGAAAUCAAUUUCUUUUUCAUCAAUUGCUAUGGCUUAUCAAGUGUCUACCCCUGUUGCUCUUCAUUCCCAUGCUUUGUCAACUUCUCUAAUUGGUCUAAACAAAUCUGAUUUCACCUUGGUGUAUUGGAUCUUGAUUCAGCACUUGAGGUUGAAGAGCCUACUAUCACUGAUACUAGCAGUGCUGCUGAAAAGUCCGCCCAUAAUUCUUGGAAGCAGGAAAAGCAAAAGAAACGAAAGAGUGAAACGAUACUCCAAUGGACCCUAGUGCCACCGAAACACUGAAAAAAGGCCGAAGGAGCAAAACCGAUCAAGAGCCGAGCAGAACCCACAAAACCGAUCUAGAAUUCGACGAUGAAAUGAUGAGUCCCUCGCUAAAUUCUUAGAAGCAGAUCCCUUGGAGAGUCGCAUUGCAGAUGCAGCUCAUGCAGCUGAAGACGUGAUUGAGUCUCACAUUGUGGAUCAGAUCACAAGUGAGGGGGAAAAGAUGAGCUCCGACGCCUUGUAUGAAGCUCUAGAGAAGGUGAUCGAAGAUAUGGCGUUGAUCGAAAAGGAGGCCAUGGAAAUCAAAGAGACUGUGGGAGUCCGACAUCAGCUGCACAGAAAAUCAACACCUCGAUCUUCGUCGAUUGGGAAGAAGAAGAAGAGUAGGAUGGUGGGUGUUGAUGAUGUCUUGUAUGCUUUGAAGGAUAAGCUCACUUCUCAUAGCAAAGAUCUACAAAUCAUUCCUAUUGCAGGGAUGGGUGGCUUAGGUAAGACUACUCUUGCUUUAAAUCUUUAUCAAGACCGUCUUAUUACGCACCAUUUCAAUAUCUGUGUUUGGGCUACAAUCUCCCAAGAAUACACCAUUAGAGGAAUUUUGGCACAACUUCUUCGUCAACUAAUUGAUGAAGAAAGUGGUCAUGAUUUGAGUGUGAGUGUAUUAGGAAAUAAGUUGUAUCAACAUCUGUAUUCUAGAAGAUUCCUAAUUGUAUUGGAUGAUAUGUGGAGCAUUAAUGCAUGGGAUGGAGUUAGGAAUUAUUUUCCGGAUAACAAAAAUGGUAGCAGAAUAGUGGUGACAACUAGGCUAUCAAAUUUGGCUGUGAAAUUAACCAACUCUCAUAGCCUUGGGUUAAAACUUUUGAAUGAGGCUGAUAGUUGGGAGCUUCUCUCCAAAACUGUGUUUGGAGAAGAUGUUUGCCCACCUGAACUGGAGGAAAUUGGGAAGAAAAUAGCAAAAGGUUGCAAAGGACUUCCAUUGUCUAUUGUUGUGGUUGGAGGAUUUCUGGCUAAGUCCAAACAUACAAGAGAAUUUUGGGAAUAUAUAGAUGAAAACUUAAAUUCAAUAGUGAAUUUAGAGGAUAAUGAGCGUUGCUUGAAAAUAUUACACAUGAGCUACAAGCAAUUGCCGGUUUAUUUGAAACCAUGUUUUCUUUAUAUGGGAGUUUUUCUCGAAGAUGAAGAGAUUCGUACCUCAAGGUUGAUUAAAUUAUGGAUUGCUGAAGGAUUGCUAAAACCGAUAAGUGGGAAAAGCUUGGAAGAGAUAGCAAAAGACAACUUGGAGGACCUUACUGGUAGGAAUCUCGUUCUGAGUCAUGAGUUGGGUAGCACUGGAAACAUAAAGAAGUGCAAAAUUCAUGACUUGUUGCGAGACUUGUGUCUGAGAGAAGCUGAAAAGGAAAGGUUUUAUACACUCACUCCUCAAGGAAUAGCAAAUGCUGCCCAACGCCGCAUUGUUAUUUUAAAGGAUGAAGAUAUAAACGCCUUGUCGCCCGUGUCACUAGCUCGUUCUUUGAUGUGGAAUCUUAAUGAGAAGCUAGUAGUACCACUGCUUAGUUUGAGGUUACUAAGGUUAUUGGACUCGAGUAGCUAUCGAUGCCCUGCAGAUGCAAAAUUCAUAGAAAACGUGCAUCAAUUAGUUAACUUACGAUUCCUUGUUUUCUCAGCUCCACUUAAGUCCAAUUUCCCUUGUUCAAUUUGGCUAUGUUGGAACCUACAAACAUUUAUUGUUGAUGGCGAGAUGAAGGAGUUUACACCAACUGAUAUUUGGUACAUGCCUCACAUUAGGCAUGUUCGCUUGUUUAGGUUUCUAUUCCCGGAUCCUCCUAACGGCCAAGAUGACAUUAUUCUGGAAAAUCUGCAGUCGUUGGGGAUAGUAGAGAACUUCAAGUGUAGCAAGCAAGUGGUUGAGAGAGUUCCCAAUAUCAGAAAGUUAACAAUAAAUUAUGAUGAGCAAAUUGAUGAUGGCAGAUAUUGUCUCGAAAAUCUUGAUUGCCUAGAGAAACUUGAGUGCUUGGCUUCUUGUUUUCUUGAAGAGAUCAAUCCAAGUGUGAUGAGGCUAAUUAGCUUCCCACAGUCUCUCAAGAAGUUGUAUUUACAAAUAAGCUCAUCUCAAUGUUGGGAAGACGUAUUGGAUAAGAUAGGUGGCUUGGCGUUGCUUGAGAAGCUCACACUUGAAUUCGGGUGCUUCGGAAAAGGGCAGUGGGAAACAAGUGAAGGCCAAUUCCGGAGCCUCAAAUACUUGUGUCUUGGCUGGUGUGAUGGUCUACAAGUUUGGGCAACAGAAAGCUUCCACUUUCCCUGCCUUGAGCAGCUUCUUCUUUUCAGAGUAGAUGAGCUCAAGGAGAUCCCUUUCGAGUUUGGAGAAGUGUCCACACUUAGACUCAUCGACGUGAGAUAUUGCAGCGAUUCAGUUGUCGAAUCUGCUCAAAGAAUAUUAGAGGAACAAGAGGAUUUAUAUGGGGAAGAAGGAGCCCUUCAAGUCAUAGCUACGCUCUGGAGCACCAAUGAAGCACUCGAGAGCUUUGCAAGUCCCAACUUCAGUGUUAUAUGAUACCACAACUAAGGUAGUGGUGGAUGGAUGGGAAAGCCACAAAAUGAAUCCACUUCUUGUAUCCAUAUUUCAGUUGGUACUCAUCUUCAAUGUUGUUUUUUAUAGUUCAACUUAAUUAAACAUGUCUUAUGUUGUUAUAGUUUUUAGUUUUGUUUUAAAGAAGAAGAAUUGACUAAAAUCCUAAGAUUUGUUUAAAAUUGAUGAUUAUAUUAAGUUUGAAAUGUCGAAUAUCAUCUUGGUAAAUCUAAUACUUCCUCUGUCCCAUCAAGAGAAUCCACUUCCAUUUUUCACACAUUAUUCUAUUCCAUCUUAUAUGUAAUUAUUCUAUUUUAUCUUUA
Salvia miltiorrhiza (redroot sage) is the source of this 3244-nucleotide messenger RNA. Its product is annotated as putative late blight resistance protein homolog R1A-10. Gene Ontology annotation, biological process: defense response to other organism. The record is from RefSeq and is a predicted model, not a curated record. NCBI's taxonomy places the organism in Eukaryota, Viridiplantae, Streptophyta, Magnoliopsida, Lamiales, Lamiaceae. The transcript has 5 exons. Bases 582 to 2906 code for a protein of 774 amino acids. Gene Ontology annotation, molecular function: ADP binding.